Syngnathus acus (greater pipefish) is the source of this 1493-nucleotide messenger RNA. Its product is annotated as kidney mitochondrial carrier protein 1-like. The transcript has 9 exons. Gene Ontology annotation, biological process: mitochondrial transport. Gene Ontology annotation, cellular component: mitochondrial membrane. The coding region runs from base 103 to 987 and encodes 294 amino acids. NCBI's taxonomy places the organism in Eukaryota, Metazoa, Chordata, Actinopteri, Syngnathiformes, Syngnathidae. The record is from RefSeq and is a predicted model, not a curated record.
AUUACUCGAGCACACAAGCAGGCGUGUCUGAAGCUGGGGAGGAGGCGCAGCACGCUACAAAAUCCAACAAACGCUCAAAUCCGUCCAUUAGCUUGUUGCUUCAUGUUCAACCGAGAAUCGGAAAAGAUGUCCAGCGUCAACUGGAAGCCUUUUGUUUACGGGGGACUGGCUUCUAUGACGGCGGAAUGUGGUACAUUCCCAAUCGAUCUAGCCAAGACGCGUCUCCAGGUUCAGGGUCAGGUGGGGGACAGUAAAUACCGAGAGAUCCGGUACCGCGGCAUGUUGCACGCUAUUGUCAGGAUAGCAAAAGAGGAAGGGAUCCGGUCACUGUAUUCAGGAAUAGCCCCCGCCAUCCUGCGCCAGGCAUCCUAUGGGACCAUCAAAAUUGGCACAUACCAGAGCUUAAAGAGAUUACUUGUGGAUAGGCCCGAGGAUGAGACAAUGCUGACUAACGUACUGUGUGGCAUACUCGCUGGAGUCAUCUCUUCAUCCAUCGCAAACCCCACUGAUGUGCUGAAGAUCCGCAUGCAAGCCCAAGGAAGGGUGAUCCAGGGAAGUAUGAUGGGCAACUUCAUCAACAUCUAUCAGCAGGAAGGGACCAGGGGACUUUGGAAGGGUGUCUCUCUAACCGCUCAGCGAGCAGCCAUUGUGGUCGGAGUGGAGCUUCCAGUCUAUGACAUCACCAAGAAGCAUCUGAUCCUGUCUGGUCACAUGGGCGACAACGUGUACACGCAUUUCUUGUCCAGUUUCGUAUGUGGCCUGGCAGGGGCGUUGGCCUCCAACCCGGUAGAUGUAGUCCGGACGCGGAUGAUGAAUCAGAAAGGAGGAGCUUUGUACCAGGGAACACUCGACUGUAUACUGCAGACGUGGCGCUCGGAGGGUUUCAUGGCACUCUACAAGGGCUUCUUCCCAAACUGGCUUCGUCUGGGUCCGUGGAACAUCAUUUUCUUCCUCACAUACGAGCAGCUCAAGAAGAUCAACGUUUGAGCGGCGGAACCAGAGCGAGCACUACUUGAGAGACAGACGGGCGGAAGGGUCUCGACUGUCAGGAUUGGAAUGGAUCCAUGAUAGAAAGACCGAAGGAGUAAACAGGGCUCCAUGGAGACCCUCGUUUGCUGUAGGAAAGAUUUGUGAACGUGUGUGUGAGUUUGUGUGGGUUAGGGGGUAUCGGGCCUGCUCCUGUGGAGACUGCUGCGACGUUUGCACGUACUUGAAUCUGAUAUUUUAGCUCAUCCAAAUGCUUCGUCAAGCCAAACCUUUCAUUCUGACUCGAUUGAGAGAUUUAUGUAACAGUGGCCUCUGUGUUCAUUCAUAAUUGUAUGAGGCUUGUUUUCCAGGCCUCUUCUACUUAAAAAACGAGUGCCUUCAAGUUUGCCGAUAGAAAAUGUUGCACAAGUUGAAGAGCAGCUGACAAUCACUGCAGUCAUUCCUUUCUUAAAUAGAGUGUUGCAGUUUGUCAACGGAGUCCACAAAUGGUCUUCUGUGUACUUGGG